AGAGAGACACCGCCACUGGUGCUGUAGCUUGAAAAUAACUCUCUUCGCUCGCUAACACGCUACCGAUUAGUAUCUGUUUUCCCGGCUAUACGCCUAUAAACGCAGCAGAACAGGUCCCGGAGCUCCAGUACUGAACUCCAGCAGCGGGAUGGAGUGGUUUGGAGGCGGCAUGUGCCAGCCUGAACAGGACCGAAAGGAAAAUAUGCCCUGCACACACCCACACGAGGCAAGUGCGGAGAGCAUGGCGUCUCUGUGUCAGCGGCAGCAGCACUGUGUGAAGGCCUCCAUCGCAUCAGAGUGGCAGCUGGCAGAAGCGCAGGAUCAGCUCUGCGGUCUGGAGCUCCACAGCUCCGAGUCUGUGGAGCAGGAGAGAGCCCGAGCACUGGCCUCCUCCACUGAACUCUCGCACACUGAACACCAGUGGAGGCUCAAAGAGAGGAUGCUGGGCACGCUGUGUCCUGAAGCCAACCGGGAUGUGUUUGACAAGAGUAUCAUAAACAUUACACAGUCUUGGCCAAAUGAAUCUGAUCCAGAUAAAAGCUUAAACUUCGUCCAGCGCAAUGAAGAGCUCCUGAAACAUUUUGGUAUGCUGGGAAGGUGGGAUGACAGUCAGCGCUUUCUAGCAGAAUAUCAUCACCUCAUCUGUGAAGAAACAGCCAAUUACCUGAUCCUGUGGUGCUUCCGGCUACAGGCAGAGAAGAAAGAGGCCUUAAUGGAGCAGGUUGCUCAUCAGGCUGUGGUCAUGCAGUUUAUUCUAGAAAUGGCUCGUAACACUCAGCAGGACCCUCGAGGCUGUUUCCGUCACUUCUUUCAGAAAGCCAAAGCCGGACAGGAGGGCUAUUUGGACGUGUUUCACACAGAACUCCAAGCCUUUAAGGACAGAGUUAAAGAGUACACUAUGAAAUCAACAGGAGAAACGCCAAAGGAUACAGUUCACCAAAAUACACCGCCAGCCUGUUGUCUCGACCCCAAGGAGGUGUUUGAGUCUUUGCCACAGGAGCUGAAAACGUGCAUCCAGAUGCAAGACAUGCAGAUUCUUCAGAAUGUGCUGAGCAGCAUGAACCCACAGGUGGCAGAAUAUCAUGUGAAGCGUUGCUUGGAGGCAGGACUUUGGACAAAUAUACCACGAACAUCCAAAGACGAGAGUUCAGAAGUGGACGAAUGGAAAAUGAUGGAAACCUAACAGUGAAAAAACACUCAAGACUUUCAAUCCAUCAUCUAACUUUAAUAGGAAAGAGGCUUUGAGUCAAGGGACAAGAAGAACAAGGGCUGUGCUCAAAGACUUGUGUUUGGUAUCCGUGCCUGAUCGUGUGCUGCACUUUAUAUUUGUUUAAAAGAGAAAGUAUUUUAAGGAAACUGUACUUAUAUUUUUGUGCAUAUUUUGUUACAUUUUGGUUCGGUUGCUGAUUGGUUUUAUGCAGUUCGAAAGAAAACUAGGAAAGUGGUACGAGUAGA
Danio rerio (zebrafish) is the source of this 1455-nucleotide messenger RNA. It is a transcript of the gene cdc37l1, whose product is annotated as cell division cycle 37-like 1. The record is from RefSeq and is marked validated. NCBI's taxonomy places the organism in Eukaryota, Metazoa, Chordata, Actinopteri, Cypriniformes, Danionidae. Gene Ontology annotation, cellular component: cytoplasm.